Molecule: messenger RNA, 1149 nt
Organism: Sphenostylis stenocarpa
Lineage: Eukaryota; Viridiplantae; Streptophyta; Magnoliopsida; Fabales; Fabaceae
Source: the annotation of a GenBank genome assembly
AUGGAAGAUCUUCAAAAUUUGACGCUAAACUUCUUCUCCGACCAAGAGCUCUGUAAUGCCGAUAUCGUCCCUCCUUCUCAGGUCCGAGCGAGAAUUGAAGUUUCUGUUCUCAACUUUCUCAAAAUAUUAAAUGCAUCUAACCCUGCCAUCUCAGAUUUGCCUCUGAUUCAGAGAAAAUAUAGCAAUAGUCGAGUGAAUCAUGGCCUGUUGACGGAACUGUCACGUGUUUUUCUCUCCAAUUCCGUAUCGACGAGGUCUCUGAUGAGACCUAAUGCCGCAAAAGCCUUCGUUAGGGUGUGGAAGGUGAUGGAGAUGUGCUAUCAGAUAUUGCUUCAGGAAAAGCGUGUCACGCAGAGGGAGCUCUUCUACAAGCUGCUGUGUGGUUCGCCACACCUGUUUCCUUCUCAAACGCAUGUUAACAGGACAAUCCAAGAUCUUGUAGCAUUGCUUCGGUGCAGUCGAUACAGUCUUGGAAUCAUGGCAUCUAGUCGAGGACUCAUAGCUGGCCGUCUGACUUUGCAGGAACCCGGCAACGACAUUGUUGAUUGCUCUUUAUGUGGUUCUUCUGGAUAUGCAAUUUCUGGUGACUUGAAUUUGUUAGAAAAGUUGGUUCUAAAUUCAGAUGCUCGGUACGUCAUAAUUGUGGAAAAGCAUGCAAUAUUUCAGCGGCUCAGUGAGGAUCGUUUUUUCCAUCAAAUUCCAAGCAUUCUUAUCACGGCUAAAGGUUAUCCAGAUAUGGCCACGAGAUUUCUUCUUUAUCGGAUCAAUCGAGCUUUUCCAGACUUGCCAGUUUUAGCUUUAAUGGAUUGGAACCCAGCUGGAUUAGCGAUAUUAUGCACCUUUAAAUUUGGAAGUGUAGGAAUGGGCCUAGAGGCAUACAGAUACGCUUGCAACGUCAAGUGGUUAGGAAUUCGGGGGCAUGAUCUACCUUUGCUGCCUGACCAAUCCUUCGUUCCAUUGAAGCCAAAAGAUCUGCAAAUUGCUCAGAGCUUGAUUUCUUCAGGAAUAUUACAGGAUAAUUACAAGGAUGAAGUGGCCUUAAUGGUUCAGAGCGGAAGGAGAGCUGAAAUCGAGGCUCUAUACUUUCAUGGAUAUGAUUAUUUGGGGAAGUAUAUAGCUAAAAAAAUUGUACAGUCCGAUUAUGUAUAA